AUGGAAGGAUCCGGACUGCCACCUGAUCAUGGUAAAAAGCGCACCAGAGACCAUGAUGAUGAUGCCGAGUUGGGUUUCUUCGCAAGUCGAAAGCGUACUGAUCACGGCCAAGCUCAACCCCGUUCUGACCUAAAUGCCUCCUUGGCAGAGUCGGGUCUUGUACAGACGACGUGGGGACCAGUCUUACCUAUCGGCGCCACUAGUCUCCCUGAAGAGGCUGUGGCCAAAUUUGGUGUCUAUCGCAAUCUUGAGCCUAGCGGUGCGCACAACUCCAGUGAUGAUGAUUCCGACGACGGCCGCCCGUUUGGAGGAAGAACGAGCACACAUUGGCAAGCAAUCAAAGCACACUAUCAAUCUAACACGCACACGCAACCUCAUACUCUUCAUCCCUCUGACUCCGAUUCUGUACGCAAGAACCAUAUUCAGAUGUAUGCUCCACCUCAAACCCGUAUUCGAACCUUACCCGUCUUCAAAUACAUCGGAGAUAGACGGGUGGCUAGAUCUAGUGCAUCGACUCUUGUUCAUCAAUCGUUCCAAGAGCUGCAAUCUGCACGUCUGAAUACAGGAAUGGGCAGCGGAGAAACCACAACGGACAAUGCCAAUAUGAGUGGCCGUGGUGGUCCUCAUCAGAUGGCUGACUUCCCUUACCGGCGCUCUCAGGCUCCUUCUCCCUCUCCAACUCUCGAAGUUGACGCCCUCAACUCCGCUCCCCCUGCCCAGCAGAAGCAAAUGCUUGGCGAGGUCCUCUACCACAAAAUCCGCAAGCAGCAGCCCGAGCUUGCUCCUAAGAUCACUGGUAUGCUCCUUGAAAUGGACAAUACUUACAUUCUUGACCUGAUCGCCGACGACGUUGCUCUCUACAACAAGAUUGUCGAGGCCACACGUGUCUACAAGGACUACCUCAAGUCCGAGCAGAAGCAAAAGGAGAUGCUUGGUGAACUACUCUACCCGAAGAUUCGCGAGCAGCAGCCCGAGCUUGCCGGCACGAUUACUGGUAUGCUCCUUGAAAUGGACACUGCUGAGCUCCUUGAUCUGACCACCAAUGACGCCGCUCUCCGCAGCAAGGUUGCUGAAGCUAUUGCCAUUUACAACAAAUACCUCGAGAUCCAGGGCAGCGAAGGCGCUACUCAUGCUCACAACAACUAUGUCAACGAGUUUAUAUCUCUUCCUGCUAGUUAUGAGCCCGUGCCCAAGUACCGUAAACCUCGUCACAAAAGUCUUCGCAACAAAAAGGCGCCUAUCAUCGAUGAGCCGCCUCUCAACGAGCCGUCUCCCCCAGGACCCCAUGUCUCAACACUGCCUGUUGUUGAUUACAGCAGAAUCGUUACUGUGUUCCAACCCGGCUCGUCAACACCGAUUGUUCGGCCCCACCAAGGACUGCAGCUGGGAGAGAGUCUGGAGCAGGUAGAAAUGUGCCCCAGGAUUGACAACAUGGAUGUCGAAGGCGGCAAGCUGUACCUCGCGCAGACACUGCACUUCCACUACCGUCUGUGGAUCGGCUGCCCUCUUCAUGAAACCGAAGAGGGAAAAGUCGGCCACGCUCGCCAUGUAUCAGGCAAAAAAUCUGAUGCAAAGCCGCAGUCUCGCAUGUGGCGUUGCGCUUUGCAGUCUGACCAUCACAUCACCAACACAGAAUACAUCGAACUCGCCAAAGCACAACUACCUCACAAGAUUUUUGCUAACGUUGCUGAAGAACUCAUCCGCCAGCUCCGCUCCAAACAAUGCCAACCUCGAAGACCUAAAGAUCCGGCUCAAUUUGACGAUUUCGACUUCCACAGCAUCGUUCCUUACGUUGUCGUUCAGUGA
Aureobasidium pullulans EXF-150 is the source of this 1806-nucleotide messenger RNA. RefSeq names its product Polyadenylate-binding protein/Hyperplastic disc protein. Lineage: Eukaryota; Fungi; Ascomycota; Dothideomycetes; Dothideales; Saccotheciaceae. Gene Ontology annotation, molecular function: RNA binding. Gene Ontology annotation, cellular component: nucleus. Gene Ontology annotation, biological process: regulation of double-strand break repair; protein polyubiquitination. Bases 1 to 1806 code for a protein of 601 amino acids. The record is from RefSeq and is a predicted model, not a curated record. The transcript has a single exon.